AUGACUCCCAAUCCUUCUGACGAUUCCUCUGAAAAAAAUUCGGUAGACUGUUCUUCCUUAAACGAUGAACCCAUGUUAUCCAAUGAAAGUUAUAAUAAAAACUUCCAUAUUGACGAAACUGGAUUGUUGACAUUCCAACCAUCUUCUCCGCUAAAGCCAAAGAAUUGGUCAGUAAAGAAGAAGCUCAUAUACACCAUGAGUUAUAGUUUGGUAACUUUCGCUGCACAGUUGAACUCUACCACUACCUCGUCGGUCUAUUUUGUCAAGGAAAUGAAACACAACUAUAAUAUUGGGAGAGAGGUUAGCACAUUGUCAAUAUCUUUGUACAUUCUAGGUAUCGCCUUUGGUCCAAUGGUUUUUGCUCCAAUAUCAGAAGUCUAUGGCCGUAAAAUCGGUGUUUUGAUUCCUUUCCUUAUUUCGUGCAUGUUCACCUUUGCCACUGCAAUAUCUUACAACGUCCCCUCAUUGAUGAUAUGCAGGUUCCUUGCUGGUGUCUUCUCCGGUGCUCCAGUGGUUUCCUCUGGCGGUGUUUUGGCAGACUUAUGGGAACCUGCAUAUCGAGGUGCGGCAUUGGCCUUGUAUGCAUGUGUUGUUGCCAAUGGUGCGGCCGUUGGCCCCGUAAUUAGCUCGUUGUUGAUUAACAGUAAUUCCAGCCACCAAUCAUGGAGAAUCCCACAAUACUUUACAGGUCUAUUACAGGGGACUAUGUUCACAUACGUUUUUUUUUGCACGAAGGAGACAUACGAGCCUGUCAUUCUACAGAAAAUUGCAAAGAAAGAAAAGAUUGUUUCUAACAAAUGGGAGAUCCAUAGUGAAAUGGACAAAUGGCGAAUCAACUGGGGAGAAAUAAUACGGAAACACGUUUAUAGACCGUUUAAGAUGCUAGUUACUCCAAUUGUCUUUGUAAUGGCCUUGUUUGCAAGUUAUGUUUUUGGUAUUCUUUAUUUGAUGAUCACCAAUAUCUCUACAGCGUAUGAGUUUGAGCAUGGUUGGUAUGGAACUACUGGCGAAUUGCCCAACUUUGCCUUAUUUAUCGGUAUUAUCUUUGGUUGUAUUAUAAACAUGUUGUGGGCAUUCAGAUACGCAAAAAUGGUGAAGGCAAACGGCGGCAAAGCAAUUCCUGAACAACGUUUCCCCAUUAUGAUUAUGUUUGGGUGGAUGAUGCCAGCAGGGAUUUUCAUUUUUGGUUGGACUUCCUCUCCAAAUAUUCAUUGGAUAGUUCCAAUGGUUGGCAUUAUGCUAACUGGAUGUGGCUUCAUUAGUAUUUUUCAGGGAUGUUUAAACUACUUAGUUGACUUAUACCCAAGAUAUGCAGCAUCGGCAAUUGCUGCCAAUACCUUUCUAAGGUCUGUCUUUGCAGCCGUAUUCCCUCUAUUUGCAAGACAACUAUUUUCUAAUUUAGGCGUUCAUUGGGGAGCUUCACUGAUAGCAUUCUUUGCUCUUGGGAUGAUUCCAAUUCCAGUUGUGUUGUUUGUGUUUGCAGAAAGGGUGAGGAAUAUGAGCAAGGACUUAUACAUUGACUAA
This is a messenger RNA of Pichia kudriavzevii, 1524 nucleotides long. RefSeq lists its product as uncharacterized. The transcript has a single exon. The record is from RefSeq and is a predicted model, not a curated record. Bases 1 to 1524 code for a protein of 507 amino acids. Gene Ontology annotation, molecular function: transmembrane transporter activity. Gene Ontology annotation, biological process: transmembrane transport. Lineage: Eukaryota; Fungi; Ascomycota; Pichiomycetes; Pichiales; Pichiaceae.